Molecule: messenger RNA, 1848 nt
Organism: Egretta garzetta (little egret)
Lineage: Eukaryota; Metazoa; Chordata; Aves; Pelecaniformes; Ardeidae
Gene: COMMD4
Product: COMM domain containing 4
Exons: 15
Coding region: 1-1656 (551 amino acids)
Source: RefSeq, a predicted model, not a curated record
AUGGGGAACCCUGGCUUGCCAGGGGUGAGGCCUCCUGCAUCCUAUUCCUCUGGGCCGCACUCUCCUGCACAGCCUGUGCAUGUGCUGCCCUUGUGGUUCCGGCUGCUGGGCAUCGCUUACACUGAGGCACUAAGCAGCAGGGCUUCAGGGAGCUACAGGGAGCUGGAGGAAGAAGUGAGGCUGAUGCUAAACCAAAUGCUCUCCACCUAUGAGACCUUCCUGCAGGCCAAUGUCCUCAAGUUUAUGAACGGCUCAGUGAUUGUACAAGGGGAGGCUCUGUUCCGGGGGAAUGCUCCUGCUCCCACCAACUCCCACCUCAUCCGGACAGUCAUCACCGAGGCGAGAAGGGGAAGGAGCAUCUUCAGCUGGCAACUGGAGCCACAAUCUGUCCAGUCUGGUGGCUUCAGCCUGGAGAAUCUGGACCCAGAGAAGCUGUCCAUCUCUCUCAUAGUCUUCCAGCUUGGGAGGAGCAGGACAGAUGCCCUGGAGAGGCUGGUCAGCAAGGUGACUUGGUCUCUCAGUGCCCUCUACCCUGUGAGGAACUUCACUAUCAUCCAGCUCAGGAACCUCACUGGGGACCUGGAGAUCACUGGAGACCUCUACCUCGACACGAUCAUCCAUGCUGAUGUUGCAGAGAUUCUGCAAGCCUUGACAGCUCUCACAACCUGCUCAGUGGACCUGACCUCCCUCUCGGUGGAGGGAUCCAGGCUUCACCUGCAGGUUUACCCGCUCUCCUUCCUCAUCACCAAUAAACGUUUCAGUGAGGACCUCCUGGAUCCCCUUGCUGUAGAGCACCAGGAGCUCAUCAGAGACCUUGGUGAUAUGGUGGCAAGAGCCCUGAAGGACCACAAGAGCUUCCUGCAAGUGGUGAUAAGAGGAUUCCUGCCUGGCUCCUUGAUCUGCCAUGGGGACAUGGUCUACCAGCACCCUGCUCCAACCAGCCUGGAAGUUUUGGAGGCGCUUGUGCUCUCAGUUGGGCCAAACAAGGCUUUUGCUGGUUCAGAGUUCCAGGUGGACCCCUACUCUCUUGCUGUGGGAGAGGACACCCUGGAGCCACCCCCACCUGAACCAGGCUUUCCCGAGUACGGCGUGGCCAUCAUGGUUGUGUGCGGCCUCUGCAUUGUUACUGGUCCCAUUGUACUGCUGGUGUAUGAGAAGAUCCUGAAGCUUACCUCGGACGCUAAAUUAGAGUCGGGGGACGUGAAGGCUACCAUCGCCGUCCUCGGCUUCAUCCUCUCCCGCGCCGCCAAGCACAACGUGGAUGGCGAGUCCCUGUCGGGGGAGCUGCAGCAGCUGGGGCUGCCCAAAGAGCAUGCCAGCGGGUUGUGCCGGUCAUACGAGGAGAAGCAGAGCUCCCUCCAGGAGAGCCUGAGGGCCUGUAGCCUGAGGCUGAUCCAGCUGGGCUCCGUGCGCUGGCGGGUGGACUUCACCCUCAGCUCCAGUGAGCUGCGGGAGGUCAACGAGCCCCUGGUGCACCUGACCUUCAACCUGCGGGACGGGGAGCGCGGGGGGACGGCGGCCGUCCCCGUGGCCCUCUCGGCCGACAAGCUCCGGGUGCUGCUGGCAGGUGAGGCCAGAGGAGGGGGCGGCAGCAGGGACCCUGGUCCCGGCAGGGGGGAUGCUCCCCUGCCGCCACCUCCUCCCUCUCUCCUCUGAGCUGCAGCAGGCACAGGCCCUGAUGAACGCCCUGCUCUGAGGGGCCGGGAGAAGGCCCGAUGGCGCGCGGCAUCGCGGGACAGGACGCGGCGUGCCCGAAUGGGGAGAGGGGGCAGCCGGGGGCAGCUUUCCCUGCCCUCCUGCCCACACCUGCCGGGCCCCCAGCAGCAAGCGGGGCUGCUGGGGUGCGGG